AUGUGGUCGAGGAUCAACAAAAACCGCGAUCAUGCUCGCCAUAUUGGCGGGCAUGCAUCUGUCGAAAGCCCAAAAGGUCAGCCUGUGCUGCAGACAACAUCUGGCAAUCCUCUCCCGUCUCGGAGCAUGUUGAAAGACUUGCCAGCUCUGCCGAGAGAAUCUACGCAGUCUCCCAGCAAUGAUCGCGUGACUUCUUCUAUUUACUCGCGCGACGAUAGCGGGGUGCGAUUCACGGAUGGGAACAUGCCUAUUUCACCAACACGCGACUACGCAGAGUACUCCAGAUAUGCAGAACAACAGCAGGAGCCUGAAAUAUCUCCUCCUGACACUCCUGUUGAUCUGCCCAGCGCACAGGCUCACUCAGACGUCUCACCCAUCGAUGACGACAAACAUUUCUUCCCUGAAAUGCCCAAACAUAGAGCAAGUCAAUUGCCAGUUCCUCGCAGAAACAUCACCAAUGAUAUACCUGUAAACGUUGCAGAUCAAUCAUCCAGUCUUCAAGCCAAGCGAACCAAUACUGAAGGUUUCGAAGGCCCAUCAAACAAGCCUACCACAUCGCGAAAUACUACAUCUCCAAAACCACGAAGUGCAAGCCCGCCAGUCGGGAUUGCCGACGCUCGAAGCAAAGAAGCUACCCGUCUAUUCAGUGCCGGAAAAGAAAAGCUGCAAAUGUUUACCAAAACGCGUGAACACAAACAGCGCGAUGCCAAACAACCUCGUGAGCAAUGGAAAGGUGCUAGUGGGCGCUUCGCUCUUGUCCCACCAAUUGAUACGAAAAGUACCGUGAAACACGGCAAAAAGCAUGUACAUGCGCAACGUGUCACAGAGGACCCAACGCGCGAAUAUUUGAACUCCAGCUCUGAUACUUACACGAUCACGACUAUUACCGCUGGCCCUCCACCAGAAGAAAAGCUUCGAAGCAAAACGAGUCAGUUCAGAUUGCGAUCUAGGAAUGCGUCACCAGAUAAGAAGGAUUCGCCAAAAGAACCAGAACGAAAAGUCGAAUCGACUGUGAGCCGCAAGGCCAGUCCCGUAAUCGAUGUUCCUGGCAUCGAUCCGGCUACUCCUCACGAUGUACGCCAAUUCUCUGGAAGUAGAGCAAACACACCUACGCUCGACGCACCAAACGAGUCCAAUAUCUCCGACAUGUUCCACGAUCUGAGUCUUCCUCAAGAGCCGAGAAGCCGUUUCAGUGCUUCGACGUAUGCGCCCACUGAGGCUGCGACUACGCCUCCAGGCAGCAGUCACGCCGACGUCCCACCUAUGCCUUCUUUGGAAUACUCGCCUAUUAUGACGAGAAGACGACCCAUUCCAAGUUCUGCAGCAUCCAUCAUAAGCAUGAAACGGAAGCCUGUUUCUGCUGAUACACCAGAAGUUGACAUCAAGAACUUGUCUCCUGAAGAGCAAGCGCAACGCCGCGUUGACAGUUUGGAAGGUCGGCGUAGACAGCUUUCAUUGCGCAAAGAGAGUAUCAAGACAAUGCUUCAUGAGCUGACUGAGGUCAUUCAGCCUAGUUCAGUCGCAUACGACAUGGCCACUCGCGACGAAGUCAAGAAGACUGUCAGCUCUUUGAAAAGUGAACUUGACGAUAUAGGAAAGGAGGAUCACGAGAUUGGCCUAAAGCUUGUACGGCUCUAUAAGAAUCUGAACAAUGUGUCUGAGUUCGAGCAGAGCAGUUUGUGGGUCAAGCGGAUCACCAGUUGA
This is a messenger RNA of Talaromyces amestolkiae, 1704 nucleotides long. RefSeq lists its product as uncharacterized. Bases 1 to 1704 code for a protein of 567 amino acids. Lineage: Eukaryota; Fungi; Ascomycota; Eurotiomycetes; Eurotiales; Trichocomaceae. The transcript has 2 exons. The record is from RefSeq and is a predicted model, not a curated record.